Messenger RNA from Momordica charantia (bitter melon), 2508 nucleotides. Lineage: Eukaryota; Viridiplantae; Streptophyta; Magnoliopsida; Cucurbitales; Cucurbitaceae. The record is from RefSeq and is a predicted model, not a curated record.
CGAAGUCGAUCUAGGGUCAACAUCGACAACGAGUUGACGUCGGCCGAGAACUCUGGAGAGAUCUCUCCAAAGGUUCAAAGGUAAGCCUGAACCUGCCCAGUCUUGGUGAAAUCCCAUAAAGGGCAAAACAACUCCUUAAUUCGACAUCUGACGCAUGAAGUGCUCAAGCCCAGACGGCUAGAUUUUCUAAAGGUAUGAAGAUUCGACCUCUAUAAAUAUAACGGAAGGCUGAACCCUAAAGGUACGCUAAAUAACUCUACUCUCAAUAUUCAACAACUUUCAAUUCUAACUUAAGCAUCAGAGUCUAUGUGACUAGCACCACACCGGUGUAAGUAUUAUUUGUUUUGCAGGUAAACAUUUGUUCCCGUUUCAUUAUUAAUUGCUGCAAAUUUGGUGGAAUCUCGAAGAACGACUUAAAUUCUGCAUCAACGCUACCCUUUUAUGCUGGGUAGGACAAAACGCAAUCAGCCUCCUUCAAUUAGUAAUGAAGACAAAAUCAGGAGAGUAAAGGUAGAGAGAGAUUCACACUCACGAGGCACUGUUUACAAAGGUUGGGAGGCAAGAUCUACAAUGCCCUCCCUCCCGGCCACAUGGGUUGGCCUCUUCUCGGCUCCUCUCUGUCGUUCUACAAAGCAUUUAAAAUCGGCGGCGACCCCAAUUCCAUCAUCAACCAUCUCGUUUCCCGAUACGGAAGAGUUAGGAUGUACAAAAGCCACCUCUACGGGAGCCCGGUGAUUAUCGUGACAGAUCCAGAAGUGUGCCGACGUGUAUACUUAGACGACGAGCGCUUCAAGCUGAGCUAUCCAAAGUCAGUGAACAUAUUGCAAGGCGAUCGUUCACUGCUGAAGAUAGACUACAAAAUAGUGCACAGGCUGAUGGCAGCUCCCAUAAAUGGGAGCGAGGCGUUGUCCAAGUAUAUGGGGUUCAUUGAGGAAGCCGUGGUGAAGGGGCUGGAGGAAUGGGGCAGCGUGAAGGGGCCGGUGGAGCUGCUCCUUGAAUUCAAACGCCUCACAUUCAAAGUGAUUACAGGGGUUUUUUUGGGGCCUGCUUUCACAGACUCCGAAAUUGCUCAGCUUGAGAAUUUGUAUGCAGAGAUUGGGCUCGCAAUCUUGUCCAUUUUCCCUUAUGACUUGCCUGGAUUUAGUUACCGCCGAGCUCUCAAGGCGAGGAGUAAGGUAGAAAAUAUAGUCCGACCUGUGAUAGAAAGGAGGAGAAGAAUAUUAGAAGAGAACGAAGAAUUAGAAGAGACAUGUCAAAUGGACGCAGUAAUUAAGGCCACAGAUAAGAAUGGGGAGAAAAUAUUCAAUGACAAUGCAAUUUUUUGCAUGCUUCUUGGACUUCUAUAUGCUGGUUAUCAUACCUCAGCUCAUGGUGCUCAAUGGACAAUGGUUCAUGUUUCAGAAAACCCGGAUGUCUACCAAAAGGCCAAGGAAGAACAAGAGAUGAUCAUCAAGCAAAGACCCUCUACACAAAAGGGAUUGAAUUUUAAAGAAAUUAAACAAAUGAAGUACGCCACAAAGGUCAUUAAUGAGAUGCUAAGAUUGAAUAACAUUGUUUUUACAACUUUCCGCGUGGCAACCACAGAUGUAAAUGUCAAUGGUUAUAUUAUACCAAAAGGAUGGGCUGUACCAAUAUGGAAUAGAGGCGUCCAUAUGGAUCCUGAAAUAUAUCAAAAUCCAUUGGAAUUUGAUCCUUCAAGAUGGGAUAACUAUGUUCCAAAACCAGGGGAGUUUAUCCCAUUUGGAUUGGGAAGUAGGUAUUGUCCUGGAAAUGAACUUGCAAGACUUGAAAUUUGCAUUUUGCUUCACCAUUUUCUCCUUGGCUACAGAUGGGAAAGAGUCAAUCCAAAAGCUCCACUCAGCAACAUUCCUGUUCCUGCACCGGUUGACAAUUGUCUCACCAAAAUAACUAAACUCCAAAGUUAUUAGUUGUUUCCGUUGGAGAUUUAUAUUUUGGAUUCGAAUUUACGAUCUAGAAUGAAACACGAACUUAUUUUUUACUACUCAACUAUGUUAUGUCAAGUUGAUGACAAUAAAUUUAUGUUUGUUCGUGUUGUUUUUUAAGUUUGGAGUAUGUUUUAAACACGGUUGUUGUUUUAGGGUGUAUUUGGAAGUAGUGGUAGAAUUAGUGAUUUUUAAAAAAGAGAUUUAAAGAUGUUAAUGCUGAUUUCCAAUGUCGGAGGGAGCUAACGUGGAUGAGUAGUUGAGGUGCUCACAAGUGAAACCUGCACAAGGAACAAACAUUCCGACGUCUAAGUCAGUGUGAGCGCAAAGUCUUAAGUCGUUCUCAGAUAGAAUUGCUUACCUGGUUAAUGGAGGGAGUGUCCCUUUUAUAGGCAGGUGGGGGGAGAUAAUACCAUUAGAUUGGUUACGACAUGCCGUUACGGCUGUUGGACCCCAGGUUGGUGGUCGGACCUAAGACCGGAGUCCUUAGGUCGGGUAAUGUCUUUUCUUCAUUUUAGCUCAAUGCAAAGGAGCUCGUUGAGUUCUGAUGGUCUAUUUGUUGUGA